This is a messenger RNA of Carica papaya (papaya), 866 nucleotides long. NCBI's taxonomy places the organism in Eukaryota, Viridiplantae, Streptophyta, Magnoliopsida, Brassicales, Caricaceae. The record is from RefSeq and is a predicted model, not a curated record.
UCCACUCUGGUCUACUUUAACACGCUAACUAUUUUCCCCCUUCUUAUCUCUUUCUGACUGAAAUUUAGGUCCUUCCUCCUUGAAUUCUAGUCCCAGUAGGUAAAGGCAGAGAAGUUUUCCUGGUCUCGAUUCUCUCGUUUCUUUUUCCUCUGUGAUCGUUGUUUCGGUUACGUUUGAUCUUCUCUUUUUCAGUGUCUGUCUGUUGAGUGGGGAGGUAGGUGAGUUUGUUUAAAGCUUGUAAUUGGUCAUCAAUGGCGGAAUUGGCGGGUCCGCGACUGUACAGCUGCUGCAAUUGUCGAAACCAUGUUUCGUUUCACGAUGAUAUAAUCUCCAAAGCCUUUCAGCUUGGAACUAUGUUUUUUCCCCUCAAUUUUUGGUUACUCGAGGGAAAUUUCUCGGGGGAAAUUUUCUCCAAUCCCGCGGGGCCUAAAGAAGACAGGCAUCUGCUGACUGGUCUCCACACUGUCGCGGACGUCUACUGCGGCGACUGCAGGGAGGUGUUGGGUUGGAAGUAUGAGCGAGCUUAUGAAGCAUCCCAGAAGUACAAGGAAGGGAAGUUUAUACUUGAGAAAGCAAAGAUUGUUAGGGAGAAUUGGUAGUAUAUCUAUCUACCUAUCCUUAUAUAUAUAUGUAAAUGUAUACCCAUAUAUCCUAUCUGGGUCCUCCAUUCAAUAUUUUUAUUCCUCUGUUUGUCGCAAGUGUAUUUGAUGCUCCCUCAUGUUCUUUGUACAGAAACUUGCUCUUACCCAUUUCAUGGUGUUCAAUUGUUUAUCCAUGGCCGAUUCUUCCUGUCUUGCCUUUGACCUAUUUAUGCUUUGUUGAUGGAUUAAUUUAUUCCGUGUGAAUGAAAAAAAAAUUGUCUGGUA